AUGAACAGAAGGACCGUCCUCUUCCUCUCGGUAAUCUUUGCCUUAAGAGAAAGGAGUCCUUUACCCCAAUAUCAUUUAUUCAUUUGGCCAAUUCUCUAUCCAUUUAAGGAGCGCGCAAGGACUAAAUGGUCAUCACUGACAAUUUAUCCUUCCUUCAUUUCCUUCCUUUUAUUUUGCUUUUUGGCCUUAACCCCCUCCACCUCUAUUCACUUAAAUAUAAUAUUUUGGCAGCUGUGCCUUUCCAUAAGGAUUUUGGGAAAUCUGGCGGCAUUAAUAGAAAGAACGAAGACAAAUCGCUUUUUUUGCUACCGUCAAUGACAAUUGCAAAUGUUCUGGGAUGGGUAAAAUGAUGGGUCAUUUAAAUGAGGAAAAUAUUUACUUAAAUUAUGUAGUAUUUAGUCAGCGAUUUAAUGUUAAUAAAACAAGGUCUGUAAAAAAAUAGGAGAGGAUUUUUCUUAAUAAGGUUCUCAUUUUCUAACCCUUGACUUAUCAUUAUAAACUUGUUUAAAAGUAUCUUUAUAUUGUUUAGCACUCACAGAACUAGUAGUAGUUAAAUCCCCUCUCCUUUUUUAUUGUCUUCUGGCAUUGAAGCGAGAAUUGGCAAUUUCCUUUCCCUCAAUCUCAAAGCUUUUGUUUCACAAAAUCCCCGUUUUUAUGUGUUGCUUCCUUCCUCUCAUUGCCUUUCCCUUGCUUAAUCUCUCCCUAAAAUUUUUAAGCUUGCCAUCAUCAUCCUUCUCCAAUUCCCGGGCACUUAUAAAUUUUAUAUUUUUUUUGCCAAUGACCUCCUCAAAAAAUAAACAAAAAGAAAACAAGGGCCAAGUACAAAA
Meloidogyne enterolobii is the source of this 827-nucleotide messenger RNA. The record is from the annotation of a GenBank genome assembly. Lineage: Eukaryota; Metazoa; Nematoda; Chromadorea; Rhabditida; Meloidogynidae.